AUGGAUGCUUUGGAAGAUGUUCUGUUCGGCUCCAUAGCAGGUCUGAUUGGUAAAUAUGUCGAGUAUCCCUUUGAUACUGUAAAAGUACGACUCCAAUCUCAGCCAGACUGCCUACCCCUUCGCUACACUGGCCCACUCGAUUGUUUCAGGCAAUCAAUUUCCUCCUCUGGAAACAACGUUUCUGGGAUUCUAUCUCUUUACCGCGGGAUAUCCGCUCCAUUAGCCGGAGCGGCUCUUGAAAACUCUAGCUUAUUUUUUUGGGAACGUAUCGCGCGGGUAGGACUCCGGCUUUCUGGAUUUUUUCCCGAGGAUGCCAAGCUUCCAUUAGGUGCGCUAUGGCUCACGGGUGCAGCUUCAGGUGCGGCAACAAGCUUCUUGUUGACGCCAGUUGAACUCGUCAAGUGCAGAAUUCAAGUUGCGACGAAUGACAGCGCAACAAUCAAGCCAUUCACUGUAGUAAAAGACGUUUGGCGAUAUCAAGGUCUUAAGGGCUUCUGGAAUGGUCAGCAAGGAACGUUAAUUCGAGAAACUGGGGGCUCUGCUGCUUGGUUUGGCACUAAAGAGAGCGCAUCUUCUCUAUUUUGCCAGUUAAAUCAAAACCCCAACUCACUAACAUAUAACCCAUGCUCUACUAAUACGACACCAUUACCUCUAUAUCAGCAAGCUAUUGCUGGCGCAAUGGCAGGAAUGAGUUAUAAUCUCUUAUUUUUCCCGGCAGACACCAUUAAAAGCCGCAUCCAAACCUCCAGUAUGGCUGAAAGAGAAAAUGGCUUUUGGCAGGAAGGAAGAGUAUUAUGGAAACAUCAUGGAUUGAAGGGUCUUUACCGGGGGUGCGGUAUUACAGUGCUUAGAAGUGCGCCUAGCAGUGCUUUCAUUUUUUGCGUUUACGAUGGCUUGAAACGGAGUAUGGGGCUCACUGGUUAA
Blumeria graminis f. sp. triticale is the source of this 924-nucleotide messenger RNA. Lineage: Eukaryota; Fungi; Ascomycota; Leotiomycetes; Helotiales; Erysiphaceae. The record is from the annotation of a GenBank genome assembly.